Messenger RNA from Pieris napi, 4769 nucleotides. RefSeq names its product ATP-citrate synthase (gene ATPCL). Gene Ontology annotation, molecular function: ATP citrate synthase activity. The record is from RefSeq and is a predicted model, not a curated record. Gene Ontology annotation, cellular component: cytosol. Lineage: Eukaryota; Metazoa; Arthropoda; Insecta; Lepidoptera; Pieridae. The coding region runs from base 191 to 3454 and encodes 1087 amino acids. The transcript has 25 exons. Gene Ontology annotation, biological process: tricarboxylic acid cycle; citrate metabolic process; acetyl-CoA biosynthetic process.
AUUUAUGCGCGCGCGCAGUUUUGCGUGUCAUAUCGCGUCGGUCAGUCGAUCGCCGGAGUCCGCUGGGUGCGGUCGCGUUGUGUUGUGUGUGAUUAUCGUGAAUUAGGAUUUUGAUCUGAGCAAAUUCCAUAACGACUCCAUCGACCAUAUGACGCGUGUUCAUCUAUAUUGAAUAAGUUUUUGUAAUACGAUGUCUUCGAAGGCAAUUUACGAAGCUCAGGGAAAGGACCUGAUUAACAGGCAUAUACCCACCGGCACAGCGUUGGUGCCAUGUCGGUACGCUAUCUUCGAAAAAGGCACAAUUUGGGAGGAUGAACUUGGAAGGAAUCCGUGGCUUAGCAAAGAGCAACUCGUGGUAAAGCCCGAUCAGUUGAUCAAGCGUCGUGGUAAACUAGGCCUCGUUGGUGUUAACAAGAACGCCGCAGAAGUUCGGAAAUGGAUCAGCGAGCAUUGCGGCAAGGAGCAGAAAAUUGGGGCUGCUGUGGGUAAACUUCGGCGAUUUGUCGUUGAACCAUUCGUCAAACAUGACCCGAGCGACGAGAUGUACCUGUGCAUCCAGUCUGGCCGUAGAUCUGACACCAUCAUGUUCCAUCAUCAGGGUGGAGUGGAUGUUGGAGACGUUGAUGCAGUGGCUAUAAGACUUGAAGUCCCGGUUGACACAUUCCCGACUGGUGAAGAGAUUGAUGGUGUUCUUAUGAAGAACGUCAAGUCACCGACUGUUAGACGGAUUCUUACCACAUUUAUUCUAUCGCUGUACCGAGUCUUCGUGGAUCUAUGCUUCACAUACAUGGAGAUCAACCCGAUAGUGGUGACCAAUGAGCGUAUAUAUCUGCUGGACUUGGCUGCCAAGUUGGAUCAGACAGCUGACUUCCAGUGCGCCAAGAAUUGGGGCGAGGUCACGUUUCCACCCCCAUUUGGAAGGGAUGCUUACCCGGAGGAGGCUCAUAUAGCCGACUUGGAUGCUAAGAGCGGGGCUAGUUUGAAGCUAACCGUCUUAAACAAAUCUGGUCGUAUUUGGACUAUGGUGGCCGGUGGUGGUGCUUCCGUGGUGUACACGGACACAGUGUGCGCCCUGGGUGGUGCUGCUGAGUUGGCAAAUUAUGGAGAAUAUUCUGGUGCACCCACCGAGAGUCAAACCGCGGACUACGCGAAGACAAUAUUCAGCUUGAUGUGCAGGGACAAGCAUCCGAAUGGCAAGGUUUUGAUAAUUGGAGGUGGAAUCGCGAACUUCACAAAUGUGGCUGACACAUUCCGUGGAAUCAUCACAGCUAUAGAGACGUACAAGGACGCGUUAAUACAAUACAAUGUUACAUUGUUCGUGAGACGGGGCGGACCCAAUUAUCAGGAGGGACUUCGUCAAAUGCGUGAAGUAGGACAUCGUCUACGUAUACCUAUGUACGUGUUUGGACCGGAGGCGAACAUGACAUCCAUCGUCGGUUUGGCCUUAGGCCAAGCGCCAAUACCGCCUGACCACCAGUUGGAUUACGCGCCCAAGCAACUGCCCAAACCUCAACCAGCUCCGGCCCCAAAAAUCGAGUUGCCAGAAUUGACGAACUCGUUAUUGGACCUAGUUUGCUCCCAAGCCCCAACCAGGAUGGACCUUGGACAGCAAGUGUCCACCGCUAGGCCCCUCUUCAGCGAUAGGACUAAGGCCAUCGUUUGGGGAAUGCAAAAUAGGGCCAUACAGGGAAUGUUAGACUUUGACUACAUAUCUCGACGCUCGGAGCCGUCCGUUGUUGCCAUUGUAUACCCCUUCACGGCUGACCAUAAACAAAAGUACUAUUUCGGAAAUAAGGAAGUUUUCAUACCAGUAUUCUGUGAUAUGGAUGUUGCGAUGAGGAAACAUCAAGAAGCAACUGUUUUGGUGAACUUUGCUUCAUUGCGUUCAGCAUUCGACAGUACUAUGCAGGCGAUGCAACAUCCACAAAUCACCACAAUCGUCAUCAUUGCUGAAGGUAUUCCAGAGAAUAUGACGAGGAAGAUCAUCAAACUCGCCGAUGCAAGAGGGGUUAAUAUUAUUGGUCCGGCGACAGUGGGUGGCAUCAAACCUGGGUGCUUCAAAAUUGGUAACACAGCUGGUAUGAUCGACAAUAUUAUUGAAAGCAAGCUGUAUAGGCCUGGAAGUGUCGCCUACGUUUCCCGUUCAGGCGGUAUGAGUAACGAACUAAACAACAUACUGUCUAAACACGCUGAUGGCGUCUGUGAGGGCGUGGCUAUUGGUGGAGACAGAUACCCUGGAACCACGUUUAUUGAUCAUUUGUUGAGAUUCGAAGCUGAUCCGAAUGUGAAAAUGCUAGUACUCCUGGGUGAAGUGGGUGGAGUGGAAGAGUACCACGUCUGUCGUGCCAUCCGCGACGGACUGAUCACCAAACCCAUGGUCGCCUGGUGUAUUGGAACCUGUUCAGACAUGUUCACAUCUGAGGUACAGUUUGGACACGCGGGUUCGCUCGCUGGUUCAGCUUUGGAAAAGGCAGUUGCGAAGAACGCGUCGCUACAGAAGUAUGGAGUCACUGUACCAGAAUCUUUUGAUAAUCUCGGUGAUGCUGUGAACAAGGUGUACUUGAAACUGGUGAAAGAAGGCAAAAUCAUCAAGAAGGAGGAAGUGGAACCUCCCAAAGUACCAAUGGACUAUGAUUGGGCGAGGAAACUUGGUAUCAUCCGCAAACCGGCGGCCUUUAUAAGCACGAUUUGUGACGAGAGAGGUCAGGAGCUGAACUACUGCGGUGUACCCAUCAGCCAAGUCCUGGAGAGGCAGCUGGGUGUCGGUGGAACUAUCAGUUUGUUGUGGUUCCAAAGAGAGCUGCCGGAGUGGGCUUGCAAGUUCUUCGAGCUGGUGUUGAUUGUGACAGCGGACCAUGGCCCCGCAGUCUCUGGGGCCCAUAACACCAUGGUCACAGCCAGGGCCGGAAAGGACUUGAUAUCUUCUGUUGUCUCUGGACUUUUGACAAUUGGAGAUCGUUUCGGUGGGGCUUUAGACCGCGCUGCGAUUGACUUCUGCUCGGCCUACGACCGCGGGCAACAUCCGCAGGAGUUCGUCAACGAGAAACGGGCGAAGGGGGAGCUUAUUAUGGGCAUCGGGCACAGGGUUAAAUCCAUCAACAACCCGGACUCUCGCGUGCGCGAGCUCAAGGCGUACGUGACGUCACGCUGGCCCGCUUGGCCCGUCACGCGGUACGCGCUGGACGUGGAGGCCAUCACCACUCGGAAGAAGCCCAAUUUGAUCCUCAACGUUGACGGCAUCAUCGCCGCAGCCAUGGUUGAUAUGUUCAGGCACUGUCAGCUGUUCACUCAGGAGGAAGGUAACAACUAUAUCCAAAUGGGAUCGAUCAACGCGUUGUUCGUUCUCGGCAGAACGAUCGGACACAUUGGUCAUUAUCUCGACCAGAAGAGGAUGAAGCAGCCGCUGUACAGGCACCCGUGGGACGACAUUACCUACAUGUCCCCAUUAAACUAAAUCGCCAUCUAUUUUGUAAAACUCUUAAACAUUCCUUGUCAUGAGACAUUUUGAUAUGACAUCGACGUUUCACACAAGGCCUGAAACAUUCCCUGCGUUGAAAGCAUAGAUUUGACGGUGACAUUUCUCAUUUUGACGAAGUUUUGAAACAGAUGAAAAAUGUACUUUUUUAAUUUGUAAUAUUUCAGAUGUUUGAAGUGGAAAUUUGACAUAAUAUUUAAAUGAAAUUAUUUGAAAUAUAUAGAGUGGAUGCAGUGGGAUUUAUUUAUAAUAAAAUGUUGUAUUAUACUUAUAUAUUUCCUAUGAUGCAUAAAUAUGGUCGCCCUUUGACAAAUUCCAACAACCAUACUAGCUUUAGCGACCAAAUGACCAGAAAUGUCUAUUCUCUCUUUCACACGUUAGCCUUGGCAUGCGACCAUGCCUUUAAACCAUCGAGGUCAUGUGACCAUGCACUUGAACAUCGGGGUCACACGACCAUGCAUUUGACCAGCCGGUCACGCCUGCUGCAAAUCACUUUCAUUUCCACUCUAUAUAUUAUUGGUUAUUUUUUUUCUUAGAUAUAGAUUAGAUAAGUGCUUGGGUUCGUGGGGUCGUAAAUGCUCAGAAUUUAUUACUGUUGUGCAACGUAUAGAUUUUAUAAAAAAUAAUUGAAAAUUUUAAAAAUUUGCACAAAUGUAGUGUCGCACUGUUAAUAGGUUUAAGAAUGAGAAAUUAUUUUUUUGAAGGCGGAUUUAUUAUUUUUUUAUUAAUCAAGUCUACGGUUAGUUGCAGAGUUAAAACAACGAAAUAAGCGGACACAAAACGUUGGUUGAGGGCUCACAUUAAUUUUAAAAUAAUAUUUUCGUUCCUAUAUAAAAUCAUUAGAUAAAAUAGUUAUGGCAACAGUUUGACAUUUUAUUAAAUGUUUAUUUUUGUGUAAUCCAGUUAUUUUUAGUAUUCACUCGUAUGCUCAGAAAUUUGAUCAGUAGCCCGACCAUGGGUUUGACAUACCCGCUAAAUAAGAAUUAGUUUGCGUGAUAUGACAUACGUAUCGUUACUACGAUUUAUACGUAAGUUAGCGCUAAACUGUCAAACGCAUGGUCAAGCUACUUGAGGAUUUGUCUGUCAAACGCAUGGUAGACUGUUUUGUGUCCAAUUAUCGACUUGUCUAAUUGCGAUUGGUUGUUUUGGUCGAAUGUAAAAUGAAUCUUCAACAGUAAAUUUUGUUUAAGCGCUGAUAUAGUUUUAAGCUUAUUUUAUUUAUUGGUAUAUUUGUGUAAAUGGUUGGUCGGUAUAUGUGUAAAUAUUUUAUUUAAAUAUAUUUUUAUUUGCUGUA